AUUGAUGAUAUCCCAGAUGUGAAAAAUGACUUUGCUUUUAUGCUUCAUAUGAUAGAUCAGUAUGACCCUCUGUAUUCUAAGAGGUUUGCAGUGUUCCUGUCUGAAGUGAGUGAAAACAAAUUAAAGCAGCUGAACUUAAACAACGAGUGGACUCCUGACAAACUGAGGCAGAAGCUGCAGACAAAUGCCCAUAACCGGCUAGAGUUGCCUCUUAUCAUGCUCUCUGGCCUUCCAGAUACUGUUUUUGAAAUCACAGAGUUGCAAUCUCUAAAACUUGAAAUCAUUAAGAAUGUAAUGAUACCAGCCACCAUUGCACAGCUUGACAAUCUCCAAGAACUCUCUCUACACCAGUGCUCAGUCAAGAUCCACUGUGCGGCGCUGUCUUUCCUGAAAGAAAACCUGAAGGUCUUGAGUGUCAAGUUUGAUGACAUGAGGGAGUUGCCCCCCUGGAUGUAUGGACUCCGGAAUCUGGAAGAGCUCUACCUGGUUGGCUCUCUAAGUCAUGAUAUUUCCAGAAAUAUCACCCUUGAGUCUCUGCGGGAUCUCAAAAGCCUUAAAAUUCUCUCCAUCAAAAGCAAUGUUUCCAAAAUCCCUCAGGCAGUGGCUGAUGUUUCCAGCCACCUCCAGAAGAUGUGCAUACAUAACGAUGGCACCAAGCUGGUGAUGCUCAACAAUUUGAAGAAGAUGACCAAUCUGACAGAGCUGGAGCUAGUCCACUGCGACCUGGAGCGCAUUCCUCACGCCGUGUUCAGCCUGCUUAGCCUCCAGGAAUUGGACCUCAAGGAAAAUAACCUGAAAUCUAUAGAAGAAAUCGUCAGCUUCCAGCACCUGAGAAAACUGACAGUGCUAAAACUGUGGCACAACAGCAUCACCUAUAUCCCAGAGCAUAUAAAGAAACUCACCAGCCUGGAGCGUCUGUCUUUCAGUCACAAUAAAAUAGAGGUGCUGCCUUCCCACCUCUUCCUGUGCAACAAAAUCCGAUACUUGGACUUAUCCUACAAUGACAUUCGAUUUAUCCCACCUGAAAUUGGAGUUCUACAAAGUUUACAGUAUUUUUCCAUCACUUGUAACAAAGUGGAAAGCCUUCCAGACGAACUCUACUUCUGCAAGAAACUUAAAACUCUGAAGAUUGGGAAAAACAACCUAUCAGUACUUUCACCAAAAAUUGGAAAUUUACUGUUUCUUUCCUACUUAGAUGUUAAAGGCAAUCACUUUGAAAUCUUGCCUCCUGAACUGGGUGACUGCCGGGCUCUGAAGCGGGCUGGUUUAGUUGUAGAAGACGCUCUGUUUGAAACUCUGCCUUCUGAUGUCCGGGAGCAAAUGAAAACAGAAUAACUUAUUUUUGUUUAAAAUUUGACUGAAACAUGCUUCUGCCAAAUACAAUAUAAAUAAUUAGGUAGUCUUAAUGCCUUUCCUAUUUUUUUUCCACACAAAACAAAAUGUACACAAAGAUUAAGGAGUGUGUAUUUUUUAAUAAAAAUUUAAUUGUAUUUUUUCAAUAUUAAUAUUUUAAAGUUUUAUUUGUCUUUGAAUCUAAUAUAUGUAUUAUUGUCUUCCACUGACAGAAACAGAUGGUUCUAUCUGGUUUUUUGUGGGGUUUUUUUUGUCUUUUCAGUUACAUUCUUGUGAAGGGGAGGGAACUUUAUGUUGCAUGCUUUUGGGUAUUUUUUAAAUAGGUGAAGACAUUUUGCCAAGGUCAUUUUUAGAUUGUUUAUACCUGUAUGCAGUCCUUAUUUUUGUUUUCAUUGUAUGUGUGCCAAGAAAUCCAUGCUGGUUAUUUUAAUAUCAGCUGCAUUCCCCAUUGGCUAGCUCCUUCAUUCUACAGAAAACUCUUCUCUGUUGUGUGAAUUCACGUAAGUGCAUCAUCACAGACUAUUAUUUUUAUUCUCCCUCACCUCCCACAGAACCCUAAAUCAUGUUGUUUUGUAUAUCUGACAGUUAAAGUUAUCCUUAGAUAAGGAUUUUGUGAGUGAAGACAAUAAUUUUCCAUGUUUGGCUUGCUUGAACUGGUCAUUUAUAAUUUAACUGAUUUGCAUUUUUAUGAACAUUAAAAAAAUAUCGUUUAAAAACAAGAUACAGAGGCUCCCACCCUUUAAACUCAAUAUUCCUAUGUAGUAUUGGUGAACAACCUUAAGAGAAACAAGACACUAGAUUUAUUUUAAUUAAUAGGUAAUUACAUUUAAAAAUCAUAGAAUUAGAAGCCUGGUUUUUGGCUAACAUAAUCAUCUUUGAUAUCUUGAUAUGUGGGUACGUCAGAUGGAAAAAAACCCACUAGUAAAGCUAGUGAGAAAAAACUCUGCUAAAGAGCUGGUACACUCCAGUGAAGCCCACUGAUUUCUCCAGGCAGUGUGGCAGUGGUAAUCUAUUCAAACUCUCCCUGUUAUACAAAAUAAUCCACUUAUAGACAUAUAUAAAAGUAGAUAUAUGAAUUGAUCUCACUCAAACCUACCCUUGCUGUGAAUGCUGGGGAAUAUAAGUGCAGGAACUCUUCAUCAGCUCUCUUUGGCUUAAAAUAAGCAUCUCAUCUAAAAGAGUUCUGUUACUUUUUUUAAAAGUGUGAAUACAUUGCUAAGUGGAUGUUACUUGGGAACAGCAGAGCUUUUAUUUAUCUUUGUUCUAAAAAACAUCUGACAUAAUGUGGGUCUUCGGCAAAAUUUUUCACUGACUAUGAGUCUGUGUAGAACAGGAAAAUGAAAACACUUUUUGUGCCCUCAACCUGGGACCAACCAGUGCCACUGAUCAUGGGAAUUUUAUUUUACGUACCAAACUCACACUGUUUUCAGAUCUAAGAAAGUUCUGCCUCAUAGCAAUCAAAGAAAGUAGGAAGAUGAUGUGGGGUUUCAAAAUGCUGCUUUUAAAGUUUCUUCCUUGGAUCCUGGUGACUUUGCUCAGUGCUGCUUUGAAUCAUAUAUGGAACACAAA
Messenger RNA from Manis javanica (Malayan pangolin), 2922 nucleotides. The record is from RefSeq and is a predicted model, not a curated record. NCBI's taxonomy places the organism in Eukaryota, Metazoa, Chordata, Mammalia, Pholidota, Manidae.